Molecule: messenger RNA, 666 nt
Organism: Vicia villosa (hairy vetch)
Lineage: Eukaryota; Viridiplantae; Streptophyta; Magnoliopsida; Fabales; Fabaceae
Product: 26S rRNA (cytosine-C(5))-methyltransferase NOP2B-like
Exons: 1
Coding region: 1-666 (221 amino acids)
Biological process (GO): rRNA base methylation; maturation of LSU-rRNA
Cellular component (GO): nucleolus
Molecular function (GO): rRNA (cytosine-C5-)-methyltransferase activity
Source: RefSeq, a predicted model, not a curated record
AUGAGGAAGGAGUAUGUUCAACAACUUGAGAAUGAUAUACGUUCGUACUAUGGCUACAACGAGUUUCUAAUCGGUGCUUUAAUGGAGAUGUUUCCGGUUGUUGAACUGGUGGAGUUUAUUGAAGCUUUUGAGAAGCCUCUCCCUAUAUGUCUGAGGACAAACACUUUAAAGACCCGCAUAAGGGAUUUGGCAGAUGUCUUGAUUAAUAGAGGAGCAAGUUUGGAUCCCCUUAGAAAAUGGUCAAAAUUUAGACUUGUAGUGUUUGAUUCUCAAGGACCAAUGGGUGCCACUCAAGAGUUCAUGGCUGGUUUUUACAUGCUUCAAAGUGCUAGUUCUUUUCUACCUGUGAUGACCUUGGCUCCUCAAGAAAAGGAACAAAGUGUUGAUAUGGCGGCUGCUCCUGGUGGUAAAACAACUUACAUUGUUGCUCUAAUGAAAAAUUCUGGAUUAAUUUUUGCAGAUGAAAUAAAGGUGCCACGACUGAAAUAUCUUAUUGCAAAUUUGCAUCAGAUGGGUGUAUCAAAUACUGUAGCAUGCAACUAUGACAGGAAGGAGCCUCCAAAGGUUAUGGGUCUCAAUUAUGGUUCUUUUUACAAUCUUGAGGACAAGGUUGUUUUUGAAGGGGUUGAUAAUGAUAGAGUAAGGAUUAUGAUUAAUUAUAAGUAG